Molecule: messenger RNA, 3680 nt
Organism: Chara braunii
Lineage: Eukaryota; Viridiplantae; Streptophyta; Charophyceae; Charales; Characeae
Source: the annotation of a GenBank genome assembly
AGCCGAAAGAUGACAUUAACAGCAUUCCCGAAGUAUGAGCAUAUGGCGACCAAUGUCGUAUGCUUCCAGCACCAGUUCGAGGGAUGACCUAUUACCACAGGGCACUCAAGGCUCAGGCAUUUCUGGAUACAGCCACUGAUGAAAUGGUGGAGCAGGGGUACAGAUCUGCAAUGUCUAAGGAGGCUGCUUCGGGUGAAAGCUUAACACUGCCACAGUAUUGCGAAGCCCUGGCAGAUCUGAAGUUCGUGUAUGUGGUAACAGCACAGAUUUUCGGAGCGCAGAAAAAAGGAAAAGCAGACUCGCCAGCGAGGGCUAUUUAUGAGGAGAUUUUGAAAAUGAUGGAGCAACAUUCUUCACUCCGAAUCGCUUACAUUGAUGGUGAGGAGAAGAGUCCAUAUUCCGUACUUGUGAAGUAUGAUCAGGGGACUAAGCAGGAUCAGGAAGUCUAUCGGAUCAAGUUGCCGGGUAAGGUCGUGCUUGGAGAAGGAAAGCCAGAAAACCAGAAUCAUGCGAUCAUCUUCACACGUGGAGAGGCUGUUCAAGCUAUUGACAUGAAUCAGGACAACUACCUAGAAGAGGCCAUGAAAAUGCGGAAUCUCCUUGAAGAAUUUGACUGCAAAAUGGAUCGGCACAAGCCAACUAUCCUGGGUCUGCGAGAACACAUUUUUACAUCAGCAGUGUCGUCGAUUGCUGAGUUUAUGUGCGCGCAGGAGUUGGCGUUUGUGACCAUUGGGCAACGUGUUCUUGCAAGACCAUUGAGGGUGCGCAUGCAUUAUGGACACCCAGAUGUGUUUGAUCGGUUGUUCCAUAUCACUCGUGGUGGAAUGAGCAAGGCAUCAAAGACCAUCAAUGUUAGUGAGGAUAUCUAUGCAGGCUUCAACACCACACUCAGGGGAGGGAGUGUAACCCAUCAUGAGUACAUCCAGGUUGGAAAAGGGCGAGAUGUGGGCCUGAAUCAGAUAUCUAUGUUUGAGGCGAAGGUAUCAGCUGGGAACUCAGAGCAGAUGCUGAGUCGGGAUGUGUACCGGCUGGGCCACAUGUUCGACUUCUUCCGAAUGCUGUCAUUUUACUUCAACACUGUGGGUUUCUACAUCAGCACCUUGAUGAUUGUGCUCACGGUCUACUUAUUUCUUUACGGCAGAAUCUAUAUGGCGUUGAGUGGGAUAGAGGAGUACCUGUUGGGGCUUGGCGAAACUUUUGGAGAAAACGCCCUCCUUGCAGUCCUCAAUGCUCAGCUUCUGGUGCAGAUCGGCAUACUCUCGGCAAUUCCUAUGCUGGCAGAAUUCAUGCUUGAACGUGGUUUCUUUCAGGCUAUAUUUGAUUUCGGAAAGAUGUUCCUCCAUCUCUCUAUGGUCUUCUUCACUUUUUCGAUGGGAACCAAGUCCCACUACUUUGGCAGGACCCUAAUACAUGGCGGCGCAAAGUAUCGAGCGACCGGAAGAGGGUUUGUGGUGGCUCACAUCCGUUUCGCAGAGAACUUCAGGCUUUUUGCAAGAAGCCAUUUCAUUAAGGGGGUGGAGAUCAUCGCACUCUUGUCCAUUUACAUGGUGUGGAGCCCAAUCAGCAAAAAGAGCUUUAUGGCCUAUGUCUUCCUGAUGGUGUCCACGUGGUUCCUUGCUUUCUCAUGGUUGUUUGCUCCAUUCAUUUUCAACCCUUCCGGGUUCGAUUGGCAGAAGACGGUUGAUGAUCUGGAUGAUUAUACGAAGUGGCUAUUCCGAAAAGGAGGCAUUGGUGUCGACGGAAAUCAGAGCUGGGAGAGAUGGUUUGAAGAUGAGCAUGAGCACAUCAGAGGAUGUCUUGGUCGUCUUGUGGAGAUUAUCUUGGCCCUGCGGUUCUUCAUUUACCAGUUUGGAGUAGUGUAUGCCUUGGACGUAACGAAGAAACACAAGAAGAGGAGCUUGAGUGUUAAUGGCAUGCUUGGAAAGAGAAUUAGCGAAAAGCUUCGCACUAUUUUCCGGGUGAUGCAGUUCCUCUCUGUGUGUGGCGUGAUCAUCGCACUGGCAGUGAUCAUCAAUAAAACAGACCUCUCCUCAGCCGAUGUUGUUAUGUCCUUGCUGGCAUAUGCAUGCACUGGCUGGGGCAUCGUCCAGAUUGGUGUUGCUAUGAAACCGCUGACCAAGAAGGUGAGACUCUGGGGCACCAUCAGGAAGAUGGCCUGGUUCUAUGACGCCACAUGCGGCUUCAUAAUCUUCCUUCCUCUGGCUAUCCUUGCCUGGUUUCCGUUCUCGUCAACGAUUCAGUCGAGGCUUUUGUUCAAUCAAGCUUUCAGCCGCGGUCUCGAGAUUUCCCUCAUUCUCGCGGGCAACCGACCGAAUCAGUAGCCAGGGUAGUGAAGUGGUGUACUUCAAUUUUGGCUUUAUCCUGAUCUGCGAAGCACGCUCAUAAACUCAGGCUAUCAAGGCUGUGAAAGUCGGUGGAACGCGAUCGUUCACGAUAUAUACUCGCUGCAGUGGUGAGUCCUUCAAUCGCAGGAUCUGGUUCACAUCUGUGGGGCGCCUCUCCACAGCACUCGCGCCAAUCCGGAAGGGAACGAGGCAGCUAAGUUUGCCUUGUAGCUGAUGACGAUGCCGUCGCAAUUCUAGAACGACACCGAGGAGCUUUGCCUUUUGAGUCCCUCUGGGGACGCUCGGAAAGGGAUGUCAGCCGAUCGCGAUCGUGCACGAUGUAUGCUCGCUGCAGUGGUCAGUCCUCCGAUUGCAGGAUCUGGGGCAUAUGCUUUGGAGAUGAUGCGGUCGCAAUUCUAGAACGACUCUUCGUUAUAGCCGUGUACCUGGUGCAACUUUCAGUCCAGAUGCGGCAAUAAUUACCGGGCGUUCUAUUCGGGUGGGUGGAGACAGUAGUAUGCUCAUUGCAGCGGUCAGCCCUUCAAUCGCAGGAUCUGGUUGACGUCUGUGGGGAUCCUCUCGACAGGAUUUGCACAAUCCCGAAGACGAAGACCAGAAUAGAACCUCUACAACGCCGUCGCAUUUCGAGAAUGACUCUUCAUGGAACUUUGCCUUUGAGUCCUUGGACGCUUUGAAAAGCGAUGGGUGGAGAAAGAGAUUGGCCACUGCUUUGGAGAUUGUUAUCAAUUUACGUUGAAGAAUUGUUGCACGCAUUGGGUGGAUGGGAAGGGGUCUAAUUUUUGGGGAGGGGAUGUCGUUUGCCUGCAAGCGAAUUUGUUUUCCAGAAUGCUACCUACCGUCUUCACCGGAAUGCAAUGUAGAGUCCUCUUGAUAGCUGUGCAUUGGGUGCAACUUUCAGUCCAGGUUCGGAAAGAAUUACCGAGCAUUGGGCGAAGACGGAAGUACGUGCGGGGCAGAGCGUCUGGGUGGGUGUGGAUGCGCUUCUUGUUGCGGCUUGGGUGAGGAGAAGCACGCAGAGUCCGACUCUCCGUAGCAUCUUGUGCUAUGGCAACCCAUCUUGUGUACCUUCUUAUGCAGAGUGAUUGCUGCAAGGAUGUGCACGGGCUAAAAGGGGGAAGAGGAUUGCGUCCGUUGUUCGACUUGCCGGGCAGCAAUUUGAAGCAACGAGGAUGGCCGGAAUUCAUGAGAAAAAAAAAACAGAAGAGCAGCAAGAGCUCUUUUUCAUCUUCCCAGCCAAUGCGUCCAAGCAGACGAGAGGUGUGCGUCUCCACAUGUCUUGUAGCCUUGAGAAGACGGCCUUGACGAGCAUGCAUCGCCAGCUAUAAAUUAUCAUCG